Molecule: messenger RNA, 1047 nt
Organism: Lodderomyces orthopsilosis Co 90-125
Lineage: Eukaryota; Fungi; Ascomycota; Pichiomycetes; Serinales; Debaryomycetaceae
Product: pheromone-regulated protein
Exons: 1
Coding region: 1-1047 (348 amino acids)
Cellular component (GO): fungal-type vacuole; cellular bud neck
Source: RefSeq, a predicted model, not a curated record
AUGGAUGCUACGUCUGCGGUAUACCAUACGCGUCAUAUGCAUCACCAACAUCAUAGCUAUCAACAAUAUCAUCGCAUAGCAGCUAGUUCGAGCUAUGAUGUCAAUAUACCGCAGCCCACUAGUCAAACACCUGUCCCAUCUGCGACAUCAUGGGUUGACGAAUUAGUUGCUCGUCAGACGUUUGUUCAAUCAACUCAUUCAACCAUUACCACCGUCAUGCCAUCACUUGUUAUCCGUGAGGAGGAAGCUGAUAAUGGUGUUGAAACUAACUCAGGUACAGCAAUGCCCACACUAGCAGAGACAAGCUCAUCGUCAUCUUCAUCAAUUUCAACCACCAUAACUGCCAUACCUAGUCUGAAUAACCCGUACAUCCAUAUACCGACACUACCUACGAGCUUGGUAUUCAUCAUCGUUGGCUCCAUUCUUGGAGCCGUCUUACUUGCAUUAACUUUAUACCGAAUUAUAAACCAUUACAUUUACUCAUCAAAAGCUCAAUUGGAAAAAGAAACUUACUACUCCCGACCAAAUUUAAGUGAAAUGUCACAAAAUUACUCAUUUCCUCAUAAACGAAUGGCAUCUUCUUCAUCAUUACUUGAUUUAUCAUCAAACUCGUCUACUUUAUCUCAAGGCAAAUCACUACAAAACCAUAUUCUUAGCGAUAAACAACAGUUUCGUAAAUCAAUGUUUAAUAACCCGAGUUUGGAAUAUGAUAGUUUAUCAGUACCAUUGUAUCAAGAUAAACGAAAUUCGACUUCAACAAUGUACUUGCAAAAAUAUAACAAUUCAUCAGCAGCAUCAAUUAUGAAGCCAUUGGGGCCUUAUUUGGAUUCAACUACAGUGGCAUCGUCUUCAUAUCUUGAUGAUGGUAGUAACGUCAAUAAGGACACCGACAGUGAUAAAUUGGGAACCACUGGUACUUUUGCAGGUAGUGUUCAAACUACAUUACGUCCUCCUAGUAUGUACCUUGAAGAUCUUUUGAACGGGAUGGAUGAUGGAGAAGGGCGAAAGGAGAGUGAGGAGAAGGAAGAGGAGAAAGGAGGUAGGUGA